AUGGCUACGAGUGUUCCAAGAUUUUCUGAGUUAUAUGAUUUGAAGGAGGAAAUAGGACGAGGGGCAUUUUCCAUAGUCAGAAGAUGUGUUCAGCUCUCAACAGGACUAGAGUUCGCUGCAAAAAUCAUAAAUACUAAACGUUUGUCAACCAGAGAUAUGCAAAAGCUAGACCGCGAGGCAAGGAUUUGCAGACUCCUGAAACAUCCCAACAUAGUUCGCCUACACGACAACAUUCAGGAUGAAGGUUUUCACUAUCUCGUAUUUGACUUAGUAACCGGUGGUGAACUUUUCGAAGAUAUAGUUGCUCGAGAAUUCUACAGUGAAGCGGAUGCUAGCAAUUGUAUGCAGCAGAUCAUCGAGAGUGUGAACUACUGCCAUCAAAAUAAUAUUGUACAUCGAGACUUAAAGCCAGAAAAUUUAUUACUUGCCAGUAAGUCGAAAGGAGCUGCUGUGAAACUGGCCGAUUUCGGUUUAGCAAUAGAAGUUCAAGGUGACCAACCAGCCUGGUUCGGGUUUGCUGGUACUCCUGGUUAUCUGUCUCCGGAGGUCUUACGUAAAGAACCAUAUGGUAAAGCUGUAGACGUUUGGGCAUGUGGUGUUAUUCUGUAUAUCCUUCUUGUCGGAUACCCUCCAUUUUGGGAUGAGGACCAAAAUCGUUUGUACAGCCAAAUUAAGUCUGGAGCUUAUGAUUAUCCUUCGCCCGAAUGGGACACAGUUACUCCUGAAGCGAAAAAUCUCAUCAAUUUAAUGCUUACUGUUAGUCCUUCGAGGCGAAUCACAGCAGCAGAAGCCCUCAAACAUCCUUGGAUUUGUAAUUUAGAUCAACGAGAACGUGUAGCUUCCCUUGUGCACCGUCAGGAAACAGUGGAGUGCUUAAAGAAGUUCAAUGCAAGACGUAAACUGAAGGGUGCUAUACUUACAACUAUGCUAGCCACACGUAAUUUCUCCAUGAAAAAGGAUGAUAGUUCUGGUCGAGGCACUGUCCCUGGAAGUCAUUCUUCUGUAACUAAAAAGUCUAAUGAUGGCAUAAAGGAACCUUCUGACAGUACUGUUACUGUAAUGGAAGACUCAGCUGAUGUGAAAAGCAAAAAACAAGAUAUUAUUCGGGCGACAGAACAGUUGUUGGCUGCUGCAGCUGCCGGAGAUUUCGAACUUUACCUUAAAUAUUUGGAUUCCCAGUUUACCUAUUUUGGUCCUGAAGCCUGUGGGAAUUUACUUGAAGGUGCAGAUUUCCAUAAGUUUUAUUUUGAACAGAUCAUUCCGAAGUCAGUUGUUCGUGCUAUUCAUACCAGUAUACUCAAUCCGACUGUACAUUUGAUGGGUGAAGAUGCUGCUUGUAUCGCUUACACAAGACUCACUCAGUUUCUAGAUAAAUGUGGUAUGCCGCACACACAACAAACUGAAGAGACACGUGUUUGGGUUAGGCGUAAUGAUCGGGGUUGGCAGAAUGUUCAUGUGCAUCGGUCAUGUUUAUCAGGAUCUUCAGGUGGUGGGGGUUUCACAAAUAUUAAUUCCAGUGGAUCAGCUAGUUUUAACUAUCCACUUUAA
Molecule: messenger RNA, 1548 nt
Organism: Trichobilharzia regenti
Lineage: Eukaryota; Metazoa; Platyhelminthes; Trematoda; Strigeidida; Schistosomatidae
Source: the annotation of a GenBank genome assembly